UAAGUGUAGGUUAGUCGUAACGGUUUUUUUAUCUGGUUAGCCAUUUUGUGUAUUUUGCUUGUGUCUGCUACGAUCAUGUAGAUAUAAUUUCUUUAACAUUUAGGUCAAUCGUGUUUGUUCGGUCAGUAAGUUAAAAUCCGUAAGGCUAAUGACUAAUUGACAACUGUCGUGAUGUCAAAGCUGUCACUGAACCUCGGGCUCUCGAUAAGUUGGCUUGUUAUUCAGUCUGGAUUUAAGUGAUAAACUAGGUCACUUUCUGACUGGCUGGUUAUGUGUCAUUGCGUAUACUUGUUAAAACAUUAUUUCUUAUUUGCAGGGGUUUUAAAGAAUGUUAGGUUUUUUUUUUUAUUGAAGACGGACAUUGUCAUCUGUUAUGUUAUUGUUAGCUAUAACUUAGCCUCUAUAGACUGUAGCCAGCUAGCUAACUAACUGCCUGGCAGUGUAACGUUAGCUUGAUGUUACAUGAAAAGGAUUCAAAAGCAGGUCAGUUUCAGCACAAUGAUUUGAUAAUUAUUUAUGUUAUGCAAAACAAAAAUAAUUACAGCAUAGGUAAUUAUAGACGAUAUUUGGAAGUGUUGGUGUUGGCGUAUGCAGAGAAGAGGACUUGACCCAGAGAGCCAUUUUGGACACAGGACUCGGAUCAAAACAAAGAAAGACCGCUGCUGCAUGACAUGCGAUGUGUAACUAAUUCUAUUAGCCUAAAUGUCAAAUUCUAUCUGCUGGUGUUCAGCUAGCCCCUGAUGUCACUCGUCGUGUUGUCAAGACAGAAAUACCUGAAAGAAAGGUUAUUCUGUCUUUUUUUUUUUUUUAUCAGAUGUAACAUGUAACAUUACACAGUCUCCCAAGAGAGCUACUGUUGCUCUGUAAUCAUAUUGGAGUAUAAGCACACAUGUAGCAUGUCAUCCAUUGUGUAGUAGCUACACAUUUAACUUUGUGUUUUAUUAGAGCAAAAUAUAAUAUUUGAACAAAAGUUUUUUACUCAGUUGGAGUAUAAACAAGCAUUCAUUUCAUACUUAGGCCCUAAUUUGAAUGAUGGGCAAAGUCUUAAAUCUAACUAAUGCAAAUUUAAUAACUGGAUUUGCUUGUUUAACAUAUUGGGCAAGAAAUUUAAGCGCAAACAUUGAUGAGCUCAGCUCAAUGGUCCCAUAACAGACUUUGCAUUUUGCUUGCCAAAUAAGAGGGCCUUAAUAAGUUUCCUUCCUUCUCCCUUCAGGCACUUUGGUCGGACGAUGGACGAACUGGUCCACGACCUGGUGUCGGCCCUGGAGGAGAGCUCGGAGCAGGCGCGGGGCGGAUUCGGUGACGGUGGUGCGGAGCACGCACUGGCCGUGGGCUGCCUGCUGAAGCGCCAGGCACGCAAGCGGCGCGGCCGCAAGCGGCGCUCCGACAACCCGCACCCGCCCUGGGACGCCUGCCACCUGAGCGACGGCUCUGAGUCCAGUCUUGACGAGGCGGGCGGGCGCCACCACAACCAUCAUAACAACAACCACCACAACCACCACCACCACAACCAUCACCAUGCCCGGGACCCCCCCAACAACCACAGCGACUCAGAUGACCAGCUGGGGCCCAAGCGCCGCACACCCCUCCAGGGAGGGGACCCCCACGGACGGGGCAAGCGCCCGCUGUGGCACGAGGAGCUCGGUGGUGGCGGUGGCGGGGGUUGCAUGGACAGCCUAGGCAUGCGCAGCCUGCGGCGGCGGAGGAAGGUCAAGCGCAUGGCUGUGGACCCGCCGCAGGAAGUCUCCACCACCACCUGCAUGCUGGCCCCACCUCCCCCCAUGGCACUGCCCAGGGGGUUGCUGGCGAUGGGCUGCGAGGGCAUCGGGGGCACUGCGGCAAAGGGAGGGGUCAAGAAGAGGAAGCUGACGGCAUACAAGCUGGCGUCCGACGUGGCCGAUGAGGGGGUGGUGGUGGAGAGCGAGGAAGGGAUGGGCUCAGGCGAGGCCAAGGACAAGAUGGACUUUGAGGAGCAUAAGGGCUCUGGAGAAGACAUGAGUGACAGGUGUGAGACAAGCAGUGUGAGUAACAGCAGCGAUGGAGGCCUCUUCACCAAUGAUGAGGGGAGGCAAGGCGAUGACGAGCAAAGUGACUGGUUCUAUGAUGGCGAGCCUGGCGGAGCGUGUGGCAUUGCGGGUGUCGUGCCCUGGUGGGAGAGGGACUCGGCGGAGCUCGACCUCAAUGACCCCGUCUUCAACAGCAUCCUCACCGGAUCUUUCCCUAUCAUGUCAAAGGAUGCACAGAGAGGGUUCCAGGCCAGGUUGAGUCGUUUGCAGGGCGGGGCGUCUGGUCCGUCAGGGCCCCAGCACUCACAGGGCGGCUCUGCUGGACCAGGCUGCAUGGACAGACUGGGUCGGCUGUCCCAGGACCCUCAUGACAGACCCUGGUUUAAUCCAGCGUCCAGGAGAGACCACAGCCAGCUGCACUGGGACUCAAGGACAGAUCGGGGGCACCGUAGAAGCUGCUCGUUAAAAACUGCCAGCAGACAGACGAGUGGUCACCUAGGCUCCUUAUGCACAGGGGAUGUGAAGAGGCGGAGGAAGGCAGCACCAAUGGGGGCCCCAGCCACCACAGGAACUGUGGGCGAGAACGCUCCUCCAAUUCCAGAUUCCAACAUGGGGAACCGUAUGCUGCAGAGCAUGGGCUGGAACCCUGGCUCCGGCCUGGGACCCGAGGGCAGAGGCAUCACUGAGCCUGUCCGAGCCCACCAAAGGCCCAAAGGCGCAGGGCUGGGAUUCAACUAGAACCCCAGGCUUUUAGGCCUGCUAGAGCGAAGGAGCAUGUCCCAAACCACACCGCAGGACGAGAGAGUGGAGAGAAAAAACAGACAGUGAAUGAAUGAGGAAAUUGAAUGGGAAGGACUGAAAAAGAAGACUGCCUGUUAGAAAGGAUGGCAAAAGGAGAAUGAAAGUGAGUGGGUCAGAAGGAGAAUGAUUGUAAUUCACAUUCAGUGACUCAAAAGAAGUAUGGUUACAGUGGAAGCAUGCUUGUUGUGUGGAAUCACAGGAAAAAAACAAAAAAAACAAGGACUUAGUAACAUUGAUCUGUGACUGUGAAUCACAGAAAGACUAUCGAUCAAGGAGAACCAGCAUUGGACUGCCAAUGACUGUAGCAUCAGAGAGAAACCAAAUUAGACAUGGACGUAAAAAUCCCCCAUUCCGGAAGAUUGUUGCCCAUAGUGAGGAUGUUAAAAAAAAAAAAAAAAAUUAUAUAGAGAAGAGAGCUCAAGCUAGUCACCAUGUUCUAGUGGGAAUGUUUGUUUACAUGUUCUCUGUCGUUGUCCUCUGUAAAGAUAUAUGUUUGUUUUUAUUUUUUCUCACUCCUUACCUUGUAGGAGUUUUUUUUAAGUCUGUACUAGCAUACUGUAUGAGUAGCUAGAGAUUUGAGUCCGCUAAAUUAAUGUCACUCGAUUUGUAGUUUUUAUUAUGUUUUUGAACACCUAAAAAAAUAUCGGCACCAAGUGUAAACAUAUGGCCAUUGGGUCCAUUCCGCGCCCUCAACUACACCCUCAUGAAAGCUGUUAAAUGUCCUUUGCUCCAAAGCCAAAAGCAGUACAUCACAAUUCCUCAUGAAUAGUAAGUCCAUCAUGAAUAAUCUUAAGUCUUUUGAAGUUUAGGUCACUGCUCCGUGGACCAGCUUCCUUCCAAUCGAGACAUUUUGCUCUGAUUUAAUAUGGGGCAGACCCAUAUUUUAAUGUUGUGGUGUAUUUCAGAGUUAGUAAGGCAACUGAAGUUAUUACAGCAAAAUUGUUUUUAGGUUGUUUUUUCACUUUUAAUGAUGUCCAUGAACAAACUAGUCAGACCACAUAAAGAUUCAUUGCAUGUUCGGCCUACUGCUGUCUAUUUAGUCAUCGACUGUUUCUUGCAAAUUUGCAGUGGUUUUUUUUUUUUUUUUUAUUAUAUUUUUUUUUUCUGUUCUGUUUCCUGCUAUACUGUAAAUCAUGUUCACCGUUCUAUUCAAACUGAUGAUUGUUGUGCAACAUGCCAAGUAAGGGCAUAAAACGUCACUCCAUUUUAGCUGCCAUGUUUGUAGUUUUUGUUUGUUUGUUUUCAUGAGCUGGGCUGGAAGGCCGAACACUGGUCAUAGUAGAACAUGUUUGAUGGCGAGCUGGACUGUUGAUGAGCGUCUGCAUUAAACUCUGUUAAGAUU
Molecule: messenger RNA, 4149 nt
Organism: Alosa sapidissima (American shad)
Lineage: Eukaryota; Metazoa; Chordata; Actinopteri; Clupeiformes; Clupeidae
Gene: gpatch2
Product: G patch domain containing 2
Exons: 10
Coding region: 1230-2744 (504 amino acids)
Molecular function (GO): nucleic acid binding
Source: RefSeq, a predicted model, not a curated record